CCUUGUUUUUCGCAAUUAAUUCGUUCUAAUUAGUGCCAGAUCGCUUUUCAAAAUGACCAGCAAGAAGGUAAAGGUCGAGUCCAAGGAGCAGGCGGAAGCCCAGCAGAUGGACGCGAAAACCGACUCCGAGGGGGACUCUUCCGACGACGAAAAUCCGGACAUUUACAAGGGGGAUGAGGGAAUCACCGUUGACUUUGAAGGUCGCAAUCCGAUCGAUUCGGAUCUGGACGGAAUCAAGCAGAUGCUGGGACAGCUCUUCGUCAAGGCACACAUCGACCUGAGCGAGCUUUCGGGGAUAAUCAUCGGUCAAAACUACGUGGGAAGCGUUCUGAAGCAAGCGUACACCGACGACGACGAUGAGGACGAGGACGACGAAAUGGAGGAAGAUCCUUGCCAGGUCGUGUUCGGCGUCACGACCGCCAUCAAUCUGGCCAACAAGCAGGACCUGAACUGUGUCAAGCAGCUUCAGAAGAUGGUCUUUGAAAAAGCGGAAAAGUACGCAACCGAGUCCGUGCUGGCGCAGUUCCGCGAGGCCCUCACAAGUGGCAACAAAUGUACGGCCCUCCUCCUGAACGAGCGAUUCGUCAACAUUCCGGCCGCGGUGUGCGUGCCUAUGUUCGAGAACCUGCUGACGGAAAUCGAACGCGCCAAGACGAAGGGCAUGCCGUACAAGUUCGACUACUUUCUGGUGUUUGUCAAGUACUACCAGAAGGCGGCCAGCGGAGCCAAAGCUGCCGAAGUUCUGUACUCGAACGACGAGGAGGAGUACUUCAUCAAGGAUUGCGCGGCCAGCUUCGACUACUCGGUGCAGAAGGAAACGACGACGGCCCUGGCCGGAAACUGGCUCGAGGAGGACGAGGAGCUGCAGCCGUUCCGGAAGGUGCUGCUGAUCGAGGCCAGCAAGCUGCCGGAGACGAUCAACACGAUCAAGAGUUUGGUUGCGAGUGCAACCAAUAAUUAAGUGGAAUAAAAAUAAUUUGGAUUUCUAUAAAA
Molecule: messenger RNA, 993 nt
Organism: Culex quinquefasciatus (southern house mosquito)
Lineage: Eukaryota; Metazoa; Arthropoda; Insecta; Diptera; Culicidae
Product: protein BCCIP homolog
Exons: 3
Coding region: 53-961 (302 amino acids)
Cellular component (GO): nucleus
Source: RefSeq, a predicted model, not a curated record